Messenger RNA from Cygnus atratus (black swan), 444 nucleotides. RefSeq names its product hemoglobin subunit epsilon. Gene Ontology annotation, cellular component: haptoglobin-hemoglobin complex; blood microparticle; hemoglobin complex. Bases 1 to 444 code for a protein of 147 amino acids. Gene Ontology annotation, biological process: oxygen transport; hydrogen peroxide catabolic process. The transcript is spliced from 3 exons. NCBI's taxonomy places the organism in Eukaryota, Metazoa, Chordata, Aves, Anseriformes, Anatidae. Gene Ontology annotation, molecular function: peroxidase activity; oxygen binding; haptoglobin binding. The record is from RefSeq and is a predicted model, not a curated record.
AUGGUGCACUGGUCAGCCGAGGAGAAGCAGCUCAUCACCAGCAUCUGGAGCAAGGUCAACGUGGAGGAAUGCGGAGCUGAGGCCCUGGCCAGGCUGCUGAUUGUCUACCCCUGGACCCAGAGGUUCUUCUCUUCCUUUGGGAACCUGUCCAGCCCCACUGCCAUCAUUGGCAACCCCAAGGUCCGCGCCCAUGGCAGGAAAGUGCUCAGCUCCUUUGGGGAAGCCGUGAAGAACCUGGACAACAUCAAGAACACCUACUCCAAGCUGUCCGAGCUGCACUGCGACAAGCUGCACGUGGACCCCGAGAACUUCAGGCUCCUCGGAGACAUCCUAAUCAUUGUCCUGGCCUCCCACUUCGCCAGGGAUUUCACCCCUGCUUGCCAGUUUGCCUGGCAAAAGCUGGUCAAUGUUGUGGCUCACGCGCUGGCCCGCAAGUACCACUGA